Molecule: messenger RNA, 1587 nt
Organism: Melitaea cinxia (Glanville fritillary)
Lineage: Eukaryota; Metazoa; Arthropoda; Insecta; Lepidoptera; Nymphalidae
Product: UDP-glucosyltransferase 2-like
Exons: 4
Coding region: 1-1587 (528 amino acids)
Molecular function (GO): UDP-glycosyltransferase activity; hexosyltransferase activity
Source: RefSeq, a predicted model, not a curated record
AUGUAUCACAAAACUUUAGUAUUAGUUUUGUCGUUUUUGUUUGUAACGACGGAGCCGGCAAAAAUUCUAGGAGUGUUUCCAAUGCCGUCCUUAAGUCAUCAAGUUGUCUUCAGUAGAAUAACUCAGGAACUUGCUAAAAGGGGUCAUGAAGUGACAGUUAUUACAACAGAUCCGGCGUUUCCCAAAGGAAACGGACCAACAAAUCUUAAAGAAAUUGAUAUUCAUGAUGUAUCUUAUGAACUUUUCAAAAAGAAUUUUCAAACUAAAUACAAGGCCGGUGCUCAGAAACAUCAAACAUUUACAGAAAUGAAAGACGGACUUCGAAUAUUCUCAAGUCUUUUUCACAUCCAGGUACAAACACCACUAGUUCAAGAACUCUUGACAAACAAGAACAAUACAUUUGACCUAAUAUUAAUUGAGUCUGUUACGCGCCCUGCACUUAUUUUGUCGCACAUUUUAAAAGCACCAGCAAUUUUAAUUAGUUCAUUUGGAGCUAUAUAUAAAUAUCAUGACCUAAUGGGUUCUCUGACACAUCCAAUUUUGUAUCCAUCUACCUUUCAAAUGAAAAUUUAUAAUCUGACUCUGUGGGAAAAGUUUGAUGCCCUAUGGUAUCACUAUACGAAUAAAUAUGUGACCUAUUUAAAUGAAUUUUAUGUGCACGAAAUGUUGAAACAAGAUUUUGGAUCAGAUAUUCCGACCUUAAAAGAAUUAUAUAAUAAUGUGCAUAUGUUGUUUCUCAAUAUUCAUCCUAUCUGGGCAGACAAUCAGCCUGUACCAUCCGGUGUUAUAUUUAUGGGUGGAAUUCAUCAAUUAUCUGAAAAGGAACUACCAAAGGAUCUAAAAACAUACUUGGACUCGUCAAAACGUGGUGUUAUAUACGUGAGUUUUGGAACCAAUAUAUUGGCAAGAAUGUUUGAACUAGAAACAGUUAAAAUUAUAGUGAACGUAUUAUCCAAGUUACCCUAUGACGUUUUGUGGAAAUGGGAUCAGGACGAGCUGCCAGGGAAUCCGGAUAAUAUAAAAAUAUCCAAAUGGCUACCACAAUCAGAUUUAUUGAGACAUCCCAAAAUAAAGCUGUUUGUCACACAAGCUGGACUUCAAUCUACGGAUGAAGCUAUCACUGCUGGUGUGCCGCUUGUUGCUAUACCGAUGUUAGCCGAUCAAUGGUAUAAUUCUGAGAAAUAUCUCAAGCAUGGUAUUGGUAUGAAACUCGAUAUUGACUUUUUAACUGAAGACAAACUUAAACAUGCCAUAGAAACUGUAAUAUCGGACGAAAGUUAUCGUCGAAAUAUUAUUAAGCUUCGUGAUUUAAUGCAUGAUCAGCCUGAGACACCACUAGAGCGGGCGAUAUGGUGGCUUGAAUAUGCCAUAAGACACGGUGGAGCAAAAGAACUUCGCGCACCAACAGCUAACAUUUCAGUGGCUGAAUAUUUUGAGUUAGAAUUGGUUUUAAUUGUGCUAUCAACAGCUGUCAUUGCUUUGAUAUUAUUAACUGUUACUUUUAUAUAUGUAAUUAGAUUAAUUCGUAAAUUAUUAUGCAAUAAAAACGAAGUAUGUAAACCAGCAACUAAAAAGAAAACCAACUAA